This is a messenger RNA of Physeter macrocephalus (sperm whale), 5242 nucleotides long. RefSeq names its product tetratricopeptide repeat domain 21B (gene TTC21B). Gene Ontology annotation, molecular function: protein binding. Gene Ontology annotation, cellular component: intraciliary transport particle A. The record is from RefSeq and is a predicted model, not a curated record. Bases 79 to 3552 code for a protein of 1157 amino acids. The transcript has 26 exons. Lineage: Eukaryota; Metazoa; Chordata; Mammalia; Artiodactyla; Physeteridae. Gene Ontology annotation, biological process: protein localization to cilium; intraciliary retrograde transport.
GACCCUGGGACCCUUGGCUCUUCUGCUGGGCUUCGGCAGGCGCGCGCCCAGGAGGCACGCGGCUCGGCCUCGGAAGCCAUGGACUCGCAGGGACUGAAGACUUUGAUUAAUUACUAUUGUCAAGAGAGAUAUUUCCAUCAUGUGUUACUUGUUGCCAGUGAGGGAACUAAGAGGUAUGGCAGUGAUCCCGUCUUCAGGUUUUAUUAUGCCUAUGGUACAUUAAUGGAAGGUAAAACUCAAGAAGCUCUUCGAGAAUUUGAGGCUAUUAAAAAUAAACAAGAUGUAUCACUUUGUUCUCUAAUUGCACUGAUAUACACUCAUAAAAUGAGUCCCAAUCCAGAUAGAGAAGCUAUUCUGGAAUCAGAUGCCAGAGUGAAGGAGCAGCGUAAAGGAGCUGGACCAAAAGCUUUGUACCAUGCAGGCUUAUUUUUGUGGCACAUUGGUCGUCACGAUAAGGCGAGAGAAUAUGUUGACCGAAUGAUCAAAAUGUCAAAUGGUAGUAAAGAGGGACAGGUUUUGAGAGCAUGGCUUGAUAUUACAAGAGGAAAAGAACCUUAUACUAAAAAAGCACUAAGGUAUUUUGAAGAGGGAUUACAAGAUGGAAAUGAUAUUUUUGCUCUGCUGGGUAAGGCACAGUGCCUUGAGAUGCGCCAGAAUUAUUCAGGUGCUCUGGAGACUGUGAACCAGAUAAUCAUGAACUUUCCAAGUUUCCUUCCUGCUUUUGUAAAGAAAAUGAAACUACAAUUAGCCUUGCAGGAUUGGGACCAGACAGUUGAGACAGCACAGAGGUUAAUGCUGCAAGAUAAUCAAAAUGUGGAAGCACUAAGAAUGAUGGCCCUUUACUAUUUGUGUAGGGAGGGGGAUAUAGAGAAGGCUGCCACCAAGCUGGAAAACUUAGGAAAUGCACUGGAUGCCAUGGAACCACAGAAUGCUCAACUUUUUUAUAAUAUCACAAUAGCCUUCAGCAGAACUUGUGGACGUAGUCAACUGAUUCUUCAAAAAACCCAAACAUUACUAGAGAGAGCUUUUAGUUUAACUCCUCAGCAAUCAGAAUUUGCUACAGAACUUGGAUACCAAAUGAUUUUACAGGGGAAAGUUAAAGAGGCAUUGAAGUGGUAUAAGACUGCCAUGACACUAGAUGAAACCAGUGUCUCUGCACUCAUUGGAUUUAUCCAAUGUCAAUUAAUAGAAGGGCAACUACAGGACGCAGAUCAGCAGUUAGAAUUCCUUAGUGAAAUUCAGCAGUCUAUUGGAAAAUCGGCGGAAUUAACCUAUUUACAUGCAGUUCUCGCUAUGAAGAAAAAUAAACGACAGGAAGAAGUUAUUAAUUUGUUAAAUGAUGUCCUAGACACUCAUUUUUCACACUUAGAAGAUUUACCUCUUGGCAUACAGUAUUUUGAGAAGUUAAAUCCUGAUUUCUUGCUAGAAAUUAUUACAGAAUAUCUGAAUUUCUGUCCAUUGCAGCCUGCAAGUCCUGGGCAGCCUCUUUCUCCACUUCUCAGACGUUGUACCUCAAUCCUGGAGACUAUAGUAAGAACUGUUCCCGGUCUUCUGCAAGCUGUCUUCCUAAUAGCAAAAGUGAAAUAUUUGUCAGGUGAUAUUGAAGCAGCUUAUAAUAAUCUGCAGCACUGCCUAGAACACUGUCCUUCCUAUGCAGAUGCUCAUCUCCUGAUGGCUCAGGUUUAUUUGUCUCAGGAAAAAUUCAGAUUGUGUUCUCAGUCUCUUGAACUUUGUCUGAGCUAUAAUUUUAAGGUGAGAGAAUAUCCUUUAUAUCAUUUGAUAAAAGCUCAGUCACAAAAAAAAAUGGGAGAAAUAGCAGAAGCAAUUAAAACCCUGCAUAUAGCAAUGAGUUUACCAGGAAUGAGGAGAACUGGAACUUCCUCAAAGUCAAAAUACAGAAAAACUGAAGUCGAUGCAAGCCAUCGUUUAUCAGUCUUUCUUGAGUUGGUAGAGGUUCACCGCUUAAAUGGAGAACAGCAUGAGGCGGCCAAAGUUUUACAAGAUGCCAUCCAUGAAUUUUCUGGGACAUCUGAAGAGUUGCGUGUCACUAUUGCUAACGCAGACCUAGCUCUGGGCCAGGGAGAUGUGGAGCGGGCUUUAAGCAUGCUUCAGAAUGUUACAUCUGAGCAGCCUUAUUUCAUAGAGACCAAAGAAAAAAUGGCAGAUAUAUAUCUGAAGCACAGAAAAGAGAAGAUGUUAUAUAUCACUUGUUACAGAGAAAUUGCUGAAAGGAUGCCCAGCCCUCGUUCUUUUAUUCUCCUUGGUGAUGCAUACAUGAAUAUUCAAGAGCCUGAAGAAGCCAUAGUAGCAUAUGAGCAAGCAUUAAAUCAGAACCCAAAGGAUGGAACAUUGGCAAGCAAAAUUGGGAGAGCUCUUGUCAAAACUCACAACUACUCAAAGGCAAUCACUUAUUAUGAAGCUGCUCUGAAAAAUGGACAACAAAAUUAUCUCUUCUAUGACUUGGCUGAGCUCUUAUUAAAACUGAAAUGGUAUGACAAAGCAGAAAAAGUUCUUCAACAUGCACUAGCUCAUGAACCUGUAAAUGAACUGUCAGCUCUCACAGAGGAUGGACGUUCUCAAGUUCUUCUAGCAAAAGUUUAUAGUAAAGUGGACAGACCUGGUGAUGCAGUUACUUCAUUACAACAGGCUCGAGAAUUACAAGCUCGGGUACUAAAACGUGUACAGAUGGAACAGCCAGAUGCAGUCCCUGCACAGAAACAUUUAGCAGCUGAAAUUUGUGCAGAGAUUGCAAAACAUUCUGUUGCUCAGCGAGACUAUGAAAAAGCAAUUAAAUUUUAUAGAGAAGCUCUUGUUCAUUGUGAAACAGAUAAUAAGAUAAUGCUGGAGCUGGCACGAUUAUACCUGGCACAAGAUGACCCUGACGCCUGCCUGCGGCACUGUGCUCUGCUUCUCCAGAGCGACCAGGACAAUGAAGCUGCCACUAUGAUGAUGGCAGAUCUCAUGUUCAGAAAACAGGACUACGAACAAGCCGUGUUUCAUUUACAACAGCUUUUAGAACGAAAACCAGAUAAUUAUAUGACAUUAUCUCGUUUAAUUGAUCUCCUAAGAAGAUGUGGAAAACUUGAGGAUGUUCCAAGAUUUUUCUUAAUGGCUGAGAAACGUAACUCCAGAGCAAAACUGGAGCCAGGAUUUCAGUACUGUAAAGGAUUAUAUCUUUGGUAUACUGGAGAACCAAAUGAUGCCCUUCGACAUUUUAAUAAGGCUCGGAAAGACAGUGACUGGGGCCAAAAUGCCCUUUAUAAUAUGAUAGAAAUCUGUUUGAAUCCAGAUAAUGAAACUGUUGGAGGUGAAGUAUUUGAAAAUCUGGAUGGAGACCUGGGUAAUUCAACUGAGAAGCAAGAGUCUGUGCAGUUAGCAGUGAGAACAGCAGAAAAGCUUCUUAAGGAACUAAAACCUCAGACUGUUCAGGGUCACGUGCAGCUUCGCAUAAUGGAAAACUGUUGCCUAAUGGCUACCAAACAGAAAUCUAAUGUCGAGCAGGCAUUGAAUACCUUCACUGAAAUAGCAACGUCGGAGAACAGUGAAUUCUAGAGAAAGGAAAUUCUGCAAGAGGGCAUAAAUUAAUUCUCAAGGUAACGGCUUUAUUUAUCCUCUGUUGUAAGUGUAGCCCAGGUUAACUUACUAAGUGAAAACAAACACCAGGCUGUCUUGAUAUCUCACCUUUUCACCUAUGUGAACUUGAAAUUUUUCCAGCUCUAGAGCUAAGUGAGAUCAGUACCGACAACUUAUAAUUCAGUCAUGUAGAUAAUGAUGUUGUUCUUUAGUGACACUGAAAUCACCCCCUGCGAUAAUAAUAAUAAAUAUUAAAUAUUAAAUAAUAGUAAAUUAUUUUAUUAUUAUUAGAUCAAAGGCUUUCUCCUCUUUUCAGCCCGUUCAGAUCCACUGCCCUUCUCACCCUCUGGGCCUUUUAUUUUUCCUUCCCUCACACAGUGCUGUAUUUCUCCAGUUACUUGUUAUUAAGGAAGGAAUUCUAGGUACCCAUCCCAUCAACAGUUGGAAGUAGCUAGUUCUAAGCACGCACUUGGGAUUUCAUGUUCUUCUACUCACUGGUGGUGUAAGCCGUGGGAGACUCAUCAUGUGGGGCCUCUCACAGGAUGGACAGAAUUUUGCUGUGUUUUCUUGUGGUUCAGAGGUCACAGCAGCAGCAGUAAACGACCAAAACCUCCUACAGUGACCCCUCCCCGCUGCCUCCCAGGACCCUGGAGGGCUUUGGAAAACCUGCAACUCCUGUUGGUGUUUGGGCGCAAGUAUCCAUGGUGGCACUUGACCACCACUGUAAGCCGCCCUGGGGACAGAACAGCAAGGCAGCAGCCGCCCAGUUCCAUCCUCAAGCAGAGCCCCUCUGCUGACACUGAAGUAGUGCUCAGGGUGCUCAGUUGAAUUGACUGUGCAGCAGCAAAUGGGUGACAGCAGCUGACAGAACCAGAAAUAGGACUGUCCUGUAAGUCUAAGAAGAUCUGUAAAACAUGAUAAAGCACCAUUGCAAGGAAGGUGUCAUAGCUCCCUAAUGACACCUUAGGGAUGUUGUGAAGUAACAUUCUAUUCUAUCAUGUGAGGAGAGUUUAAACUGUGAGGUUUGAGAGAGAACACUAAAAGCAGUAAGUGACAUCACAGCUGUUUCCUAGAGAGACUGUGCCAGUUCUUUGUUUUGCUGAGACUACAUUAUUUUUUUUUUUUAUCAUUCUUACAUAUGUGAUUAGUAAUAUACGUUCCUCAGAUCUGUUUACUGGCCAUACUGUCCAAAGACUGAUGUGUGAAUUGAAGUUAAUAAGUGAAUUUUGUCUUGCAUUUUUACCUUUUAACUCAUAGGCUGCAUAUAUUAAAUAUAAUGAAUAUGCGUUAAGUAACCAGUCGGUGCUGAGCAUAGUCACAAAGACAAACCACAUAUAGACCCUUUCUUCAAGUUUCUCGUAGUCUAGGGAAGAUGAGACACGAUACUGAGGGUAAUGCAAAGCAAAGUCUGUUACAUUCUGUCCUAAAGUUGCAAAUAACAGUGCUGUAGGACAGGGGCUCCCAACCCCCAGGCCGCGGACGGGAACCGGACCAGCCAGCAGGAGGGGAGCGGCGGGCGAGCGAGCGAAGCUUCAUCUGCCGCUCCCUGUGGCUCGCGUUACUGCCUGAACCAUCCCCCCCCACCCUGCCCCCUGCCCAUGGAAAAAUGGACUUCCACGAAACUGGUCCCUGGUGCCAGAAAGGUUGGGGACCACUGCUGUAGGAGAGC